This is a messenger RNA of Lachancea fermentati, 2853 nucleotides long. Lineage: Eukaryota; Fungi; Ascomycota; Saccharomycetes; Saccharomycetales; Saccharomycetaceae. The record is from the annotation of a GenBank genome assembly.
AUGAAAAUUCCCUGUUUCAAACCCUCCUCAAUAUUCCCCAUUCCAAGAAGAGGCUCGCGCUCAACAGUCACACACAAUUUGAUGAAAAACCACAAUACUGCAUACCUAUCACAUACACAAACCAAACGAAUCAAGACCUGGGAUUCAAGAGAAUUGAGCCAACUACUCUCUGAUUCGGAUGACUGGGAUGAUGAGCCCAAACAAGCUGUAAAACAACAAUUGCCUAUGAAAGAAACAAAAUAUAAAACUUGCGAAAGUAGCGACGACGAUGAUAUAAUGCAGUUCUUCCAGGAAAGCGAAAGGCUUGAUACUGGCAGGUCUAGAAGAAGCUUAAAAGGAGCAACUGGUGAGUUAGUGUGUCAACGUAGACAUACUUCCCAUCUCCGCAAUAUCGGAACUCGCGAAUUACAUAUGACACAAAGCACUCAAGGAGCGCACUGCAAAGAGAGCAUACUGAAAAGCUCUUUGAGACCGAUAGAACCCGUACUGGAUCUAUCUAGCACCUUGAAAACGGAUAACUUCUCACCUGUAGCAAAACAGGAGCAUAUCAAAUCGCUUGCCAGUGUAAGCACUACAGAUUACGCCAUAGACGCAAGCAUUCUUGGCAUUUCUGGAGCUGCACCACAUCCGCCGGUUUCUUUUCGAAAUGAAGCAGUAUCUCAAAUACCCAGUACACAUUAUGGAAAUGAAAAUAUGCUAUCAGGUUACGGCUCGGCCAUGAAGUCCGAUCAUAUGGCAUCGGAUCCAAAAUAUCAAACCUCUCCAUCUAGAGACAAAAUGAAAGAAUCUCCAAGUGAUAGUCUCGAACUUUCAGUUGGUGUCAAUCAAGUUUCUGAAAGCCCCGAUAACACAAUCGAUAAUAGCCUGGAGAUUAUCGACAGCAGACGACCAGCGAUAAGGAAUAAAAACCAUGAGCUUGUCUUUCUCACCCAGAAGACUAACAGCAUUAACAGCAUGGCUAAAGAAGAAUCAAUAGAACCUGACAACAAGAUACUAAAUACAAUAAACAAAAAACUAGUUCAAGGUCUUGUUCUCAGCGAGGAACAAGAAUCGGUAAUUGACUUGGCCAAGCAAGGAUACAAUAUUUUCUACACGGGUAGUGCUGGUACAGGUAAAUCAGUGCUUCUAAGAGUGCUUAUAAAAACUUUGCGGAGGAUGUAUGGUGCGGGCAGUGUUGCAGUUACGGCAUCGACAGGUUUAGCAGCAUGUAAUAUCGGAGGCAUUACAGUGCAUUCAUUCGCUGGAAUUGGGCUUGGCGUUGGAGAUGAAAGAAAGCUGCUCAAGAAGGUCAAAAGGUCAAAAAAGCAUGUUCACAGAUGGCAAAAUAUCUCCGCUCUAGUCGUAGACGAAGUGUCAAUGAUUGAUGGUGAUUUACUGGACAAACUUGACUUCAUUGCUCGCAACCUAAGGAAAGAUCAAUCUCCCUUUGGAGGUAUUCAGAUAAUUCUUUCAGGUGAUUUCUUUCAGCUCCCUCCGGUAAACAAACGUCAAGAACAAGCCACCAAGUUUGCUUUCGACUCAAAAGCUUGGAAAGAAACUAUUGAUGUGACUAUUAUGCUGCAGAAAGUAUUUCGGCAACAAGGUGAUAGCAAAUUUAUCAAGAUGUUGAAUGAAAUGAGAAUGGGAAAUAUAGAUUCCGAAACUGAGGUCGAAUUUCGGAAGUUGGCGAGACCGCUGCCGGAUGACGAUAUCAUUCCUGCUGAACUGUACAGCACAAGAAAUGAGGUUGAGAGAGCCAAUAAUUCUAGACUACACGGUCUUCCGGGAAAGACAAGAUUAUUUCAAGCGAUUGAUGGCGGCGACUUGAGAGAUGAAGAAGCAAAGGAGAAGUUAUUAGCUAAUUUUCUCGCACCGAGAGAGCUGCAUUUAAAAGUGGGCGCUCAAGUCAUGAUGAUAAAAAAUAUUGAUGAAACACUGGUGAAUGGCUCAUUGGGGAAGGUGAUAGAUUUCAUCGAUCAAAACACUUUCGCUUUCUAUGAGAUGGUGCGCAACAACUCCUUUAUCAGCGAUGAGCAAAUGGAAGAUAUAAGGAAAGGUCGUGGGUUAUCUGAUAAGGUAAAUGAAGAACAAGAAGAAACCAAUCAGAAGGUAAUACGGAAGAAAUCUUUGAAGGAAUCGUUUUGCAAAAGUGGCCAGUCUGAACCUGUAGAAAAACUAGGAGAAACAAUAUUUGACUUCUUGAAAGUGGGUGUAAAUGUAAACGAUCCAGUUGUGGUGAACAACAUUGAAAGAAAAAGGCAACUGCUUCAAGAGCUGCAUGAAAAAUCAAGCGAUCGCAAACUGCCGCUAGUGAGAUUUCUGACGCCCGAUGGUUCCUCAAGGUGUGUACUUGUGCAACCUGAAGAUUGGGCAGUAGAAGAUGAAAAUGAGAAACCUCUUGUAUCCAGGGUUCAGCUACCUCUAAUGCUAGCAUGGGCUUUAUCGAUUCAUAAGUCGCAGGGACAAACUCUUCCGAAAGUGAAGGUUGAUCUACGUAGAAUUUUCGAGAAAGGUCAGGCCUAUGUCGCCUUAUCAAGGGCAGUAUCAAGAGAAGGCUUGCAAGUUUUAAAUUUCAGUCGACACAAAGUGCAAGCGCAUGAUGCUGUGGUGAAAUUCUACAAGACCCUGAUGUCUGCUAAUGAGGCGAAGAAACUCUUCAAUGAUUCCAAAAUACGACAGUCGAAGCUUUCCUUUGCACCCAAGAGCACGAAAAAGAUGGAAAAACAGAGUGUAGGACCUCGUCAAGACAGGAUAAAGGAACUUCUAAUGAAGAAAACCAAAAAGACAUCCAAGUGCGAAGAAAUAAACGAUUUAGACACCUUCCCACUGUUCUCAUCGAAGAAAGCCUCAUCCAAUGAGGCUAACCAAAUUUAA